Molecule: messenger RNA, 617 nt
Organism: Leptosomus discolor (cuckoo roller)
Lineage: Eukaryota; Metazoa; Chordata; Aves; Leptosomiformes; Leptosomidae
Source: RefSeq, a predicted model, not a curated record
AGCUGUGGGAUACGGCAGGCCAGGAGCGCUUCAGAAAGAGCAUGGUGCAGCACUACUACAGGAACGUUCAUGCCGUCGUGUUUGUAUACGACAUGACAAACAUUGCCAGUUUUCACAGCCUGCCCUCAUGGAUAGAGGAAUGCAAACAACACCUUCUUGCCAACGAUAUACCACGGAUUCUUGUUGGAAAUAAGUGUGACCUGAGAAGUGCUAUUCAGGUACCUACGGACUUGGCCCAGAAGUUCGCUGAUACUCACAGUAUGCCAUUAUUUGAAACCUCUGCCAAAAACCCCAAUGACAAUGACCAUGUGGAGGCCAUAUUUAUGACACUGGCUCACAAGCUUAAAAGUCACAAGCCAUUAAUGCUUAGUCAGCCCCCAGAUCGCGAUGAAAUACAUAUAAAGCCCGAACCAAAACCUGCCAUGACCUGCUGGUGUUAAAUCGUGCAAUGAUCAGCUAUCACCUUGUCUUGUUUGCAAAUGCUUCAAAAUUAUGAUCUUGUUAAAGUUCCAGGUUCUGGUAGGAAUUAUAGUGAAUCUCUUUGGCACUUUAAUGUGUUGGGUUUGGAUUUUUUUCUGGUAUAGAUGUGCCCAUCUCAUGUUCAUGCACUUUGUAAU